This is a messenger RNA of Lucilia cuprina (Australian sheep blowfly), 569 nucleotides long. RefSeq names its product 39S ribosomal protein L54, mitochondrial (gene mRpL54). The record is from RefSeq and is a predicted model, not a curated record. Gene Ontology annotation, molecular function: structural constituent of ribosome. NCBI's taxonomy places the organism in Eukaryota, Metazoa, Arthropoda, Insecta, Diptera, Calliphoridae. Bases 107 to 502 code for a protein of 131 amino acids. Gene Ontology annotation, cellular component: mitochondrial large ribosomal subunit. The transcript is spliced from 3 exons.
UAAAUUGACAAAAAGGAAAUUGUUUUUAUAACUGCAAGAAAUAGUUGUAUGUUCCAGGAAGAUUAGUUAAUAAUUUUUUAAGUUUUCUAAAAUAAAUUAUUAAAAAAUGAGUUUAAUAAAUACUUUAAAUAUGUCGCUGCGUUUGGCAAGUCAAAGAUGUGUGCAACCCUCCCUGAUUGUGCGUUGUUUUGCCGCUGCUCCCACACCUAAAAAGCUCAAGAAAUUGGGUAAAUUGGGCCCUAUAAUGGAGAAGAAAGAAAUUCCAGUCGAAACAGAUGCCAAUAAAUUGGUCAAUUAUGUUUGCGGUAGUAAUAUAUUGAAAACUGGUGAAGAUAUUAAGCUUAAACCCGAUUCUGAAUAUCCCGAUUGGUUGUGGACAUUAAAUGUAGAUCGUAUUGUACCGCUCGAAGAAAUGGAUCAAAAUACUAAACAAUACUGGAGACGUUUAAGAAAAAUGGCUCUCAGACGCAACAAUCAAUUGGCUAAACUAAAGAAAUUUUAAGUAAAAUACAACUAAUAGAAAUAUUUUAUUAAUAAAAUGUUGAAUAAAUAUAAUUUGUUAAACGAAA